UUAUUCCAUUUUUUCAGAAAUGUGAACGUCCACAUGCGAUUUACUGGUUGUUGGACACAGACAAGACCUGAUUGGGUUUCUUUCAUCCUUUGAACUCUUCACAAGCUUGUUUUCGGGAAAGUAUGUUUUAUACAU
Messenger RNA from Nezara viridula (southern green stink bug), 135 nucleotides. The record is from the annotation of a GenBank genome assembly. Lineage: Eukaryota; Metazoa; Arthropoda; Insecta; Hemiptera; Pentatomidae.